Parnassius apollo (apollo) is the source of this 1776-nucleotide messenger RNA. Lineage: Eukaryota; Metazoa; Arthropoda; Insecta; Lepidoptera; Papilionidae. The record is from the annotation of a GenBank genome assembly.
AUGAAGUGGGCUUAUAAAGCGAACGUCAAACAACGUCGUGUCGACAAAAAAGCGAAGCACGCUCAACAGAACACAACGCAACCAACCAAACAUCACACCACACUGGAUCACACUGAACAAACUUCCCACGCCGCGCUUAAUGGCGCGUUCUGUCCUGCACGCGACUGCGCACUUGUGUUGGAGGAAUUCAAUGCUGGUCUGAUAGCACUGGCGGCGGAGAGACUUCACACAGUUUUGGGAUUAUACGUUACUCAAGGAGCUAAGGGAGAGAUUGUCGACAUCGAUGGAGCUUUCGCGCAUGCUAUUGAUGAAACUUUAGGAUUCCACAGAGAACUAUCCGCUAUUACAGACUUUGAAAUGAAUAGCGUGCUGGCUGUGCUCACUAAAGCAGAGACUUUUGUAAGAUGGCUGUCCGUUGAAAAGAAAUAUGCACUGUCUAAGAUGGAUGAGGCUUUGGGCAACGAGCAGUGGAGCGAACCAGUUGCGGCGGGAGUUAGUGUUGCCGUUGGUUCCGUGUUAUGGGUUCCGCGCAGUGCCGACUGGUUUAUUGCCCUUUUGAAAACCAUAGAAGACCGAUAUGCGAUGUUACCGCAGCCAGGACAUAGGUUACAGUUCCUCGAGCUCCAACUAGAGUUAAUAGAAGAGUGGCGUAUCCGUCUGACGCAACUUAUGAGUGCGGCGAUGGACUCGCUCCAACCGGACUCCUUCUUGACCGCAUCAAGCCCACACCCACUAACGGCCGUCAUAAACGCCGCGCACUACACUCGCAUGGUGUUAUUACAAUGGGCGCACUCACUACACUACUUACAAUUGCAUUUCUAUCGACGUCAGUUCGAAUAUUUUACUCAACAACAACAUAGAGACGAUGAAACUGAUACAACAACUAGUUCCGGGAGCGAUGAGGACGACGACUAUGACUCUGAAGAAGAUCAGGCCAAGAGACGCUCUAGAAUAGAAAGUGAAAUAAACGAGGCCAUGUCACUCAAUGAAUUGGAGUUCAAAGCCAAAAUGAUGGCUUUGAGCGAAAUGUCUCGAAGGACUUCGCUCAUGCAUGAGCAAACCCAAUAUGACAUCGCGGCUCCCAUCGCGAACUUGGCAGUGACGGAGCCGCUUGCCCGCGAGUCCGGGCAGGAGGAGGAAGCUGGUGUGUUUGCGGAGGCGCCGGCGCUGCUGGCGCAUCUACGUGAUUCUGGCCUCUCCGCACUCGCUGAUCACAUACUGCUCGAGUUCAAGGCCACCAUACGCGAUUAUAAGAAACAGAAAUGGCAUGCGAUGCUAACGGUGGAGGAGCGUGCGCUGAGUGUGUCGGGCGCGCUGUGCGGGCCGCUGGCGGCGCUGUGCGCGCGCCUCGCCGCUGCCGCCGCGCGCUUGGCGCCCGCGCUCGCCGCCCGGCUGCGCGCGCGCCUCGCUGCGCACCUCGACCGCUGCAUGCUGCAGGAAAUGGUACUAGAAACAUGGUUUAAUACGGGCGGCACGCUGCAGUUCACUCAUGACGUGAAGAGGAACCUGGUGCCAGCUUUUGCGCCGCCUAAUAAAGCAGCCUCACAAGUAAACCCGUUGCCCAAACUUCUUGAGGCGUGUAAACUUCUGAACAUGGACUAUGACGACGCCCGGCGCCUCCGUUCGAUCCUCUCAAAGCAGCCAGCUGUGGGCACUGAGAGCCUUACUAACCACGGCAUAACGCACAUCCAGCCCAACGAAGCUCUUCAGAUCCUCAGCCAAAGGACAGAUCUUAGCGAUGCCUCGACACCGUCGUCCGUUAUGGAAUUAUUCUGA